Bombyx mandarina (wild silkworm) is the source of this 507-nucleotide messenger RNA. RefSeq lists its product as uncharacterized. Gene Ontology annotation, cellular component: nucleus. Gene Ontology annotation, molecular function: RNA polymerase II cis-regulatory region sequence-specific DNA binding; DNA-binding transcription factor activity, RNA polymerase II-specific. The record is from RefSeq and is a predicted model, not a curated record. NCBI's taxonomy places the organism in Eukaryota, Metazoa, Arthropoda, Insecta, Lepidoptera, Bombycidae. Gene Ontology annotation, biological process: positive regulation of transcription by RNA polymerase II.
AUGGAAUACAUUAGAACAGAUUUUCAAGCUUACGAAGACACUGAUAAAUAUGUUUACGAGACGAACAUACAAAGCUAUCAACCGAACUAUUACGAAUCUUACGCUAGCGUGGACUGCCCAAGGGAAAUGCUUCCCCAGAAUUAUAUGCAGAUGUGUUACGAAUACCAUCCGGAAAGAGAUGAAGAGGACUGGUGGAGUUCUUGGGAUGAUUCUGUGCUGGUGAAGGAGGAAAUCGAAGGGGACACUAGUGCUGCUGGUUCCAGUAUUAGUGAUGAAGGACUACAGUCGCCCGCAGGAAACCGCAAGGAGCGCACGGCCUUCACCAAAGCGCAAAUCAAGAGCUUGGAGGCAGAAUUCGCACGAGCCAAUUACUUGACGAGACUUCGGAGAUACGAGAUUGCAGUGGCUCUGCAUUUGACUGAGAGACAGGUCAAAGUCUGGUUUCAAAAUAGGAGAAUGAAAUGGAAGAGGACUAAGGGGGCUAAACAUAACAAGAAAAAGGAUUGA